AUGGGCAAGGAAUUUGACUCCUCUGAUAGCUAUUGUAAGAACAGACGAAAAGCGUCGUUGGAGGCCAAGAUCGAGAGUGAGAAACUGUCCGCCAUAGGUGCGGAUAGCUCUGCCGUUGCUGUCCAAAGGAGCAAACUCAAUGCUCAUAUAGGUUUGCAGGAAAACGCUGAGCCUUGA
This is a messenger RNA of Echinococcus granulosus, 177 nucleotides long. RefSeq lists its product as hypothetical. Bases 1 to 177 code for a protein of 58 amino acids. The record is from RefSeq and is a predicted model, not a curated record. The transcript has 2 exons. NCBI's taxonomy places the organism in Eukaryota, Metazoa, Platyhelminthes, Cestoda, Cyclophyllidea, Taeniidae.